Messenger RNA from Fraxinus pennsylvanica, 2532 nucleotides. The record is from the annotation of a GenBank genome assembly. Lineage: Eukaryota; Viridiplantae; Streptophyta; Magnoliopsida; Lamiales; Oleaceae.
AUGGCUCCGAAGGAUUCGAGCAGCGGAACUAAAAACCGCAAGUCAGAGAAGAAAGAUGAAUAUCUCUCGGAAGAAGACUUGGCAUUGAAGGAACAACUUGAGCUGUAUGUGAAGAUGGUACAGGACUCCGAUCCGAAAUUGCAGAAAGAUGCACUAGAGAGGUUGAGGCAAGAAACUCGUACCGUGACUAGCUCUAUGACUUCUAUUCAAAAAGUGUUAAAGUUCUUGCGUCCUCAUUACCGAGUGUUACAAGCAUAUUAUGGAGAUAUUGAAGAUUCAAAUUUACAGAAUAAUGGUGAACUAAUUGAUAAUGAUCUGCUGAAGUUAGUAGAGCAAAUUGUCGUCUUCUAUAUGAAGCAAAAUGCGGAACAUGAGGCAGUAGAUCUUAUAAUGGAGGCUGAAGACUAUGAUAUGUUAGUGGAGCAUGUGGAUGAUGUGAAUUACAAGAGGGCAUGCCUGUACCUUACUAGUUUGGCAAAAUAUCAUCAAGAGAGCAGUCUCAUUCUGGAUUUUGCAUACAGAAUUUAUAUGAAUUUUGAAGAUUUUCACAGAGCACUGCAGAUUGCUUUGCACCUUAACGAGAUGCAGUAUGUUAAGGAGGUUUUUACAUCUUGUAAUGAUCUUCUGAAGAAGCAACAGUUCUGCUACAUCCUUGCUCGCCAUGGUGUUACUUUUGAAAUUGAUGAUGAAAUAUGUGAAGAAGACGAAGAAAUGGAGAGUCUGCAACAAAUUAUUAACAAUGCUAAAUUGAGUGAAGGUUUUCUUACACUUGCUCGUGAUAUAGAGGUCAUGGAGCCCAAAUCUCCUGAAGAUAUUUACAAGUACCAUUUACUUGAUGGGCGAGCUAGAGACAGGAAAUUUGUUGAUUCUGGCAGAGAGAAAUUGGCAGCAACAUUUGUCAAUGCAUUUGUAAAUGCUGGCUUUGGUCAGGAUAAGCUGAUGAUAGGUCCAGUGGAAGCAUCAAGUGGUGGUUCUGCUACAAGCUGGGUUUUAGAAAACAAAGAACAUGGACAGGCUAGUGCUACAGCAAGUCUGGGUAUGAUUUUGCUUUGGGAUGUUGAUUAUGGACUCGCUCAAAUUGACAAGUACAUACGUAGUACCAACACUCACAUCAUUGCGGGUGCAUUGCUAGGAGUUGGGAUUCUGAAUUGCAGAGUCAACAAGAAUUGCUAUAUUUUAUCUGAUUAUGUACACGAUAAGGAGUCUUCUAUUAGAAUAGGUGCAAUAAUGGGCUUAGGCAUUGCGUAUGCAGGAUCUCAAGAUGAGCAAAUCAGCAGUAUAUUAAAUUCUAUACUUGAAGAUUCUAAGGAAUCUUUAGAUGUCAUUGCCUUCUCCGCAGUCUCUCUUGGCCUGGUCCAUGUGGGUUCCUGCAGUGAAUAUUUUGCCGAAACAAUUACUUUAACAUUAAAGACACGAAAUGCAUCAGAACUGGGGGAGCCCCUCUUUCGUCUCUUGCCUCUGGGUCUUGGUCUUCUGUAUCUUGGGAAGCAGGACAACGUGAAUACUAGAGCUACUACGCUUUUAGAGACAUUUAAUGAAAAAAUUGGAAAAUAUUGUUACAUGACCCUGAUCUCCUGUGCCUAUGCUGGAACCGGGGAUGCUCUCAAGGUGCAAAAAUUCCUUCAUGCGUGUGAACAUCUUAAAAACGGUGAAAAGUACCAGGGGCCCGCUGUACUUGGUAUUGCUAUGGUAGCAAUGGCUGAGGAACUGGGCCUUGAGAUGGCUAUUCGUUCGCUAGAGCAUCUUUUGCAGUAUGGCAAUCACAACAUUAGAACCGCGGUUCCAUUGGCCCUAGGUCUUCUUUGUAUAUCUAAUCCAAAGGUUAAAGUCAUAGACACAUUAAGAAGGCUCAGCAAAGAUAGAGAUACAGGAGUUGCAAUGGCUGCCGUCAUUGCUUUGGGUUUGAUAGGUGCCGGAACCAACAAUGCAAAAAUAGCUGGCUGGCUUCGGAAUCUAUCAACCUCUUACGCCCUAUUUCCCAGCCUUCUUUUCUGCGUGCGUAUUGCUCAAGGGCUUGUCUAUCUUGGAAAAGGCUUGUUGACACUCUCUCCAUAUCAUUCUGAAAGAUUUUUGUUAUCCCCGACUGCAUUGGCUGGACUCGUAAUUUUGCUGCAUGCAUGUCUUGAUUUGGGAGAUACCAUUUUGUGGAAGUGCCCCUGUGUUCUCUACUUCCUUGUUCUUGCAAUACAGCCAAGGAUGUUGAUGACGGUGGAUGAAAACCUAAAACCUCUAUCAGUACCUGUUCGUGUGGGUCAAGCUGUUGAUGUAGUUGGUCAAGCAGGAUGUCCCAAGACAAUUACUGGUUUCCGCACCCUUCCAACUCCUGUUAUUCUGUCAGCUGGUGAAAGAGCAGAGCUUGCAACUGAGAGGCAAGAAAUAUUCCCUAUGAAAUGUUCUGUCCAUUGCUACUUACUUGUAUAUAAUGAAUGCACGCUAAUUCUAAUAUUGGUGUGCAGAUAUGUUCCUUUAUCGCCCAUACUCGAGGGCUUUGUCAUCUUAAAAGAGAAUCCAGACUACAGAGAUGAUCAUUGA